Molecule: messenger RNA, 2523 nt
Organism: Manihot esculenta (cassava)
Lineage: Eukaryota; Viridiplantae; Streptophyta; Magnoliopsida; Malpighiales; Euphorbiaceae
Product: auxin response factor 18
Exons: 4
Coding region: 293-2329 (678 amino acids)
Biological process (GO): regulation of DNA-templated transcription; response to hormone
Cellular component (GO): nucleus
Molecular function (GO): protein binding; DNA binding
Source: RefSeq, a predicted model, not a curated record
UAUUUGGCAGUGGUGGGUGGACUUGUGACCCAUAGCCAUGGAAGAAUAACACAUCCACACUCCUCCCUCUUCAAAAACCUACCCCUUUCCUCUUCCUUCAACCUCUUUUCUCAUCUCUCACUUUCUCUGUCUUUCCAUUUUCCCCUUUCCUUUCCCUCUCCUGUUUCUUCCUCUUAGCUUUUUUGCUUGCCUCCAAGGAUUUUCAAUUUCCAAACUUUCUUGGGUUCUUCUACGAGGUCUUAAAGCUUAACCAAAGGUAUUCUUCUAAUUCCAUAAUUUGUAAAUUAGGCAAAUGAUUAGAGACUUUGGAGUUAUGAAAUCACAAAGAGUUGCAGAGAAAUGCUUAGAUUCACAAUUAUGGCAUGCUUGUGCUGGUGGAAUGGUUCAAGUGCCUCCUGUGAACUCGAAAGUGUUCUAUUUUCCUCAGGGGCAUGCCGAACACGCCCAAGGAAAUGUAGAUUUUGCUAAUUGCAAGAUUCCUGCAAUGAUCGCUUGCAAGGUAUCUGCCAUUAAGUACUUGGCAGAUCCUGAAACUGAUGAAGUUUUUGCUAAAAUUAGAUUAAUCCCUUUGAGUGAUAGAGAUGUGGAGUUCAUGGAGGAUGGCAGUGAUGAUGUUUUGUUUGAUGGAACUCCUCAACAAGAGAAGCCUGCUUCUUUUGCCAAGACAUUGACACAAUCUGAUGCUAAUAAUGGUGGUGGGUUCUCUGUGCCUCGUUAUUGUGCUGAAACUAUAUUUCCAAGGUUGGAUUACAGUGCUGAGCCUCCUGUGCAGACUAUUAUUGCCAAGGAUGUUCAUGGUGAGACUUGGAAGUUUAGGCAUAUCUAUAGAGGGACUCCCCGUCGCCAUUUGUUGACUACUGGGUGGAGUAAUUUUGUGAACCAGAAGAAACUUGUAGCUGGGGAUUCUAUUGUGUUUCUAAGGGCAGAAAAUGGGGAUCUCUGUGUGGGAAUCCGGCGUGCCAAGAGAGGAGUUGGUGGUGGAAAUGAGUGUCCAUCUGGGUGGAAUUCAUUUGGUGGGUAUUCUGGAUUUCUGAGGGAAGAUGAGAGUAAAUUGAUGAGGAGGAAUGUUAAUGGUGAUAUGAAGGGGAAAUUGAGGCCUGAGUCUGUUAUUCAGGCUGCAACUCUUGCUGCUAAUGGGCAGCCUUUUGAGGUUGUUUACUAUCCAAGAGCAAGUACUCCAGAAUUUUGUGUUAGGGCGUCUGCUGUGAGGGCUUCAAUGCAGAUUCAAUGGUGUUUAGGGAUGAGAUUCAAAAUGGCUUUUGAAACAGAGGAUUCAUCUAGGAUUAGCUGGUUCAUGGGAACUAUAUCUUCUGUGCAGGUUGCUGAUCGCAUCCGGUGGCCUAGUUCUCCAUGGAGACUCCUACAGGUUGCAUGGGAUGAGCCAGAUUUACUCCAGAAUGUGAAACGAGUUAGUCCAUGGCUGGUUGAAUUGGUAUCGAACAUGCCCUCUGUUCAUCUCUCACCCUUCGCACCUCCAAUGAAAAAGUUGAGACUUCCACAAUCCCCCGACUUUUCCUUAAUUGGCCAGCUUCCACUGCCAUCACUUACCGGCAAUCCUCUCGGUUCAAACAUUCCCUUAUGCAGUGUCUCAGAUAACAUUCCUGCAGGCAUACAGGGAGCCAGGCAUGCUCAAUUUGAACUAUCUUCAGCAGAUUUCCACUUCCAAAAGCUGCAGUCAACUCUUUUUCCAGCUGGUAUUAAGCAUCUUGAUCAUGCUGCACCAACUUCUAGAAUCCCUAAUCGCAACUUCAUGGGCAUUGCUGAAAACAAAGAGAAAAUUUCUUGCUUGUUAACAAUGGGGAAUCCCACACUGAGCUUGAAGGGAAACAGUGAAACUAAGGUACCACACAUAAUGUUGUUCGGUCAACUCAUUCUCCCUGACCAGCAGAGUUCUCAAAGCUGCUCUGGUGAUACAAAUGGAAAUAGUUCAUCCGAUGGAAAUCCUGAGAAGAUGGCAAAUCUUUCUGAUGGUUCUGUAUUUCAUCAGACUGGUCUGCUGGAAAAUUCUUCAGAUGAAGGGUCUCCCCGGUACAAAGAUCACCAGAAAACUGAUCUUAGCUUGGAUACUGGUCAUUGCAAGGUGUUCAUGGAAUCAGAAGAUGUGGGUCGAACGCUUGACCUCUCAGUACUCGGUUCAUAUGAAGAGCUGUAUAAAAAGUUGGCGAACAUGUUCAGCAUUGAGAAUUCAGAUACGCUGAGCAGCGUGCUUUACCGGGAUGCAGCAGGUGCCGUAAAACACACAGGAGAUGAGCCCUUUAGUGAGUUUUUGAAGACAGCAAGGAGGUUAACCAUUCUUACAGAUUCAAGCAGCGACAACAUAGGAAGAUAGAGAAUGAGCAACUUUAAGUUAAAAAUGUACAGUUUGUGAACCCUUUCUUUUAGUUGUAACUUUGAACUUAUUUUGUUUAUUGGGAGCUGUGGGAGAAGCCCACUUCAUCCAAUUUUGGAAUAUUGUAGUUCACAUCCUUAGCAGAACUCUUUAACUUGCUUUCUUAUGAAAUAAGUUUUAUAUCAAUUGGUGAA